UGUGUUCUAAUCGGUGAAAUAUACACGAAGGCGUCACUGUAAGUGACUGUACGCACUCUGAACUAGCUGAGUGAUGCUAAUGAUGCCUUCAGGAACAAUCAGAAAUUACGGAAUCCAAACAUAAUGGGACCUGCAGUCAGUGGGUUGGAGUGUUCACUAACACGAGCUGUGUUUUACCAAACAUCCACACAGUGUAUGUUAUUAUAGAUCGACAUCAACGUGUAGCAACACAACAAUCAAUCAAAUCUCACUUACACUCUGCUCUCUGCACUCUGCGCUGACGUCAUUCGAGGUUUAUGUGACGCAUGAUGUGGCGUUCGUCUCCGACUUUUACGAGUGGUCCUUGAAGGCAGCACAGCCUGUCCCACCAAGUCAGCUUUAGCAAAGAGCAGCACUUAGCUUCAGUUAGCAUCAGCAUCAUUCUCUCCUGCUACUUCACAAUGACUUAAACAGAUAAUUAAAAUAUUUUUUCACCACCAAAGGACGAGGAGCCGCGGGGCUUCGAACACCAGACAAAAAUGAGCCGUUUCUCUUUUGACAACAACAACUUCCCCUACGACAACAACGUCCUGGUGUUGGACAUGGUGCUGGGUUCUCUGUGGGGAGUUCCUCAGCCCAUAAACUGGGACAACGUCUCCAAGCUAGUUCCAGGAUUCAGUGCCAAGGAGUGCGCUCAUCGAUUUGAGGAGCUGAAGAACACGGGAGGUUUUCCUCAGGUAGACAACCAGUGUAAUGCCCUGACCGAGGGAAGUCUGCCACCUUCAGGUGGCCUCUCCACAGCGUUUGACACAGGUGAGAUGGUGGACACAGGAAGCACUCAGUGCACAAGCCACGUCACAGGCUCUAAAUCCAAGCUGUCAAGAAGAGUCAGUUCUGUGGAGAAGAAGGAGAAAAGAGUUUCUGUGGAGGACGACGAGCGACCUCAGUGUCCACGAGAUCUGAACAUGGUCAUCCACGUGUGUGAUGAGACCAAGAACCUGAAGCAGGACUUCACGUGUCCCCGAGAUCUUCUGGUGAAGGAGAUGCGCUACUUUGCUGAGUACCUCUCUGUGGAUCCUCAGAGAUGGGAGGAGGUGGACAUCUCUGUCCACUGCGACGUCCAGAUCUUCGACUGGCUCAUGAACUACGUCAGGAGGAACUCAGCAGGAGAGGGAAACAAGGACAAACCCCGUCUCGAGCCCAGCAAUGUGAUCUCAAUCCUGAUCUCCUCCGAGUUCUUGAAGAUGGAUACGUUAGUGGAAGAAUGUAUCCACUACUGCCACAGACACAUGAGCGCCAUCGUGGCCACGCCCUGCAACAUGAACUGCAUCAACAGCAACCUGGCAACUCGCAUCGCUGAGCUGUUUACCCACAAUGAGGCUGAUGACAUCAGGGACAAAAAGGACAAGUUCAAGAGCAAAUUGUUCCAGAAGAAAAUCGAGCGUCUGUUUGACGCCGUCCAUCAGAACAGAGACUCUCCAGGAAACGCUUCAACUCUCUACAGGUGUGGUCAGUGUCUGAAGCUGCUGACCAGAGACACGGAGAGGAACGUCCCCUGUGUCCCAGGCCAAAUGGACAUCGAUGCUCGUGGACAGAUCGUCUUCAGCCACAGCAGACAGAAGAACUGGGACGUGCAUGAAUACAUCAGUGGACUCUACGAGGAGCUCCAGUCCUGGGUUCUGGUUUACUGGAGAAUCUGGGGAACCAUCAACUCCCUCACCUGCUCCCGCUGCCAACAAAUGUUCUUGUGUGCAGAGCUGACCCAGUGUCAGUACCACCCAGACAGUGUCCUGUAUUCAGGCCCGGCUGCAGAGAAAGGUCUCCAUGGAGCAGGACUCUACCCCUGCUGUCACCAGAGAGUACUGCGCUUUGACCCCACUGCUGUCCCCAAGGGCUGUAAAAUGCGAGACCACAUCGUGAGUGUUCCUGAUGAAGAGAACUGUGACGAGGCCACCGCGGCUCAGAUCAGAGUCCUCAACGACCUGCUGCUGCACCGGGACGACGUCUGUGUGUCCAACAACGCGUCCAGCGACCAGGACAGUCCUUCGUCCAGCUCAGAGAAGAUCCAGGACUGUGAUCCAGUCUGGGAGCCGACGCUGCUCGGUCCUCUGAGAGGAGACAACGGCUCAUUCUCUCUGCUGAAGAACUGGAGUCUGCAGCUGAGGCAGCAGACUCUUCUGUCUGAGGAUGAGGAGUACACCACAGGGUCAGAGGUCACAGAAGACGAGGUGGGAGAUGAAGAGGAGCUGUUCAAGAAACAAGCUGCCAAAAAGGCCAAGAAGACAAACAGGCCUCUGAAAAAACAGCUGUCCUCUCCAAACGUCCAGCGUAAAGACAAACCAGAGAAAACUCAGAGCAGAGACAACACUCCCUUCACAGUGAGCGUCCAGAAGAGUAAGUGGGACAGUUCUCGUUCCAUGCGCUACAACCAGGACGCUCAGAGAGAAGAAGACCAGCGCCGUAUGGUGGAGAUCAUUGGCCACUUAACAAAGAUGAGGUUCGGGGACCAGGAACAGAACAGAUUUAAAGACACCAAAGAGCCUGCAGGAGGAAUCUACUCCAGACUGGAGGCACAGUUCAAGAGUUCUACACCAGCCAGAGCGCCUGACAAGACCCCCAGACCUAAAGUCCGAUACGCACAGAUCCGGACAACGUAACAAAAAAGGAGGUUUGUGAGGACAAAGACUGAUGAAAAGAGCAACAAAAAUCUAAAUCACUUUCUACGGUGGACAAACGUCUACUCUUCUUCAGCCUCUUCCUCCGACACACUGAGCCACUCACAGAAAUUAUAGGAGAAGCUUUGGAUUUUCUUUUAUUCCAGCAAGAUUAUAUGCUUUCAGGAACAUAGUUAGAAAAAAUAGUGCUGCAAAAAUAUAUAAAUAUAUACAUAUACAGAGUGUUACAUCGAAUGGUGUAAAUGUAACAAAGCAUUGAAAACAGUAGAUUUAAAAAGGAAAAACAGAAAUGAAGUGUGAGCUCAGUUUUGGAGACGACAGCCUGAAAUGUUCAAACAUUUGGACGUGGUUUCUGCCUAGUCAUGAUUUUGAUGAAGUUCCAAGAAAUUCACCAUCACUUUCACUUUGUAUCAUCUUCAAGACACAGAUUUAACAAUAAAAAAUAACUGAGUCUGACCUGCGGCAGAAUCUUAACUUCAUUCUCUUUGCUCACCUGACACC
Cynoglossus semilaevis (tongue sole) is the source of this 3155-nucleotide messenger RNA. It is a transcript of the gene sanbr, whose product is annotated as SANT and BTB domain regulator of CSR. Bases 519 to 2636 code for a protein of 705 amino acids. Lineage: Eukaryota; Metazoa; Chordata; Actinopteri; Pleuronectiformes; Cynoglossidae. The record is from RefSeq and is a predicted model, not a curated record. The transcript is spliced from 20 exons.